AUGGGGAAGUUGAAUUAUACCAAUAGGAGGAUUAGCGGAGAAAAGCUCGGGAACGCUGUCAAAAGGGACAUCCUAAAAUGCAUAACACAAUCAACAAAGCCGGGCAGAGUCCUGAAGGACCCACAUCUUGAGCUCAACCUUCAAGGAAAGCACCUCUGUGAUGGGGGUUUAAAGCUUGCCUGUGAAGGGUUAGCUGUGACCCUCGAGUCCGGGUGUUCGAAGCUGGAUGAACUGAAUCUAUCAGAAAAUAAGAUCACUUUAAUUGGCCUAAGUCAUCUUACUCGAGUUAUCAAACUCGCUGCUAGAGAUCUGAAAGAUCUAGACCUAAGUCGUAACAAUAUUCAAAUCCUUACACAACAUGAUGAAGGGAUCUGGGAAAGCUUUUUGAUGGGAUUCAGAGAUGUUUGCACACUGAGACGGUUGGAUCUCUCUGAGAAUCCUCUUGGUGAUAAAGGAAUGGAGGUAUUAUUAAGUGUUUAUGUACGGGAGUCACCAAUACUUCUACCCAGAGCGGUAAAGCCAGUGCUCGCCGAGAGCUCAGACGAGGAGUACUAUCCAGAUUUCGAGGCUGAUUCGGACACGGACACCAUAUUCUCCUCCGAGCCUCAGCCACUACAUAGUUAUCCUAGUCAUGAAAACCUCUCUGAGUCUCCACCCAGCCCGCAUUCGACUAGCGUUUUGAAACCAAACAAACCGUAUAUUGCUGAGAAUUCAUCUCUUGACCGAUCACCCGCCCUCUCGCUCUCAACAAAGGACAGCUUUUCGUCACAAUCCCCCCAUAGCGUGUCCCAGGGAGUCACUAGUACUGAGCUCGAAAGGGCCCGAAGCAAGAUACAGGGGGCUAUAUUAAAGAACUAUGGGGCAGGUUCUAUUGAGGUCUGGAAAAUAGCUAUUAAAAUGCUUUCGAUUAGUCGAACGAUAUUUUUCGACAAAGAAGACCUAGGAGCUGACUACCUCACGCUCUCUACACGCAACCCCCAACGACAUUCUCCAAUUCGACAAGCAUUCAACACAUUCAACCCGAGAUUCUCUGGUCUACAUGUAGGCUCGCUGAAUUUCCCGCACACCGCACAAUUCCAACAGCAUCACCCCAACAUUCUUGACGGCCAAGGGGCAUGGAAUGGGCCAAAUGUUUCUCAGCUUGGCAGCCCCACAAUAUCGCAAAAGGAAAUGUCUGAUUUCCCGAGUCCAGUUCGGUACAGUUGUUCUUCUACUACAGAAACGUCAGAGCUCGAAGAGCUCCAAGAAAAGAUGCCAAAAAAGCUCCCGGGAAAUCUUCCAACCGAGCUUUGGAUACGAAUUAUCGCACUUGUGACGGAUCCCAAGGAUGUGUUGUCUGAGAAACAGCGGAAGAACAUAGUUGCCUGGGCCAAAAUAAGUGAAUCUCUAGAAAGAGAGAGGGAUUUGGCGGGGAAAUUAAGGUCCGUUCAAAUCUGGAGAGUACUGGAGGCGUUAGAGUGCCUGAGCUAUGAGUUUAAAACUGGCAAGGAGAUCUAG
Molecule: messenger RNA, 1497 nt
Organism: Morchella sextelata
Lineage: Eukaryota; Fungi; Ascomycota; Pezizomycetes; Pezizales; Morchellaceae
Exons: 5
Coding region: 1-1497 (498 amino acids)
Molecular function (GO): protein binding
Source: RefSeq, a predicted model, not a curated record